Messenger RNA from Kwoniella botswanensis, 753 nucleotides. RefSeq lists its product as uncharacterized. Gene Ontology annotation, biological process: positive regulation of mRNA splicing, via spliceosome. The record is from RefSeq and is a predicted model, not a curated record. NCBI's taxonomy places the organism in Eukaryota, Fungi, Basidiomycota, Tremellomycetes, Tremellales, Cryptococcaceae. Gene Ontology annotation, molecular function: RNA binding. Gene Ontology annotation, cellular component: spliceosomal complex. The transcript has 8 exons. Bases 1 to 753 code for a protein of 250 amino acids.
AUGUCCGACCCCAACGACGUAUGGCAAGAUCGAGAGGGAUCACCUCGACGAGGCGACGACGGUGAUCGAUCGCCUAGAAGGGACAGAUCGAGAUCUCCAGCUGCCAAAUCAAAUGGUGAUAGGGGGAGAGCUGAAGAAGGAGCCUCUCAAAAUCAAGGAAAUAACCUACACAUCAGUGGUUUAUCCAGAUCUGUGGAUGAGGCCAAACUUAGAGAAUUCUUUGGUACUAUCGGUAGACCCGUCGUCAAAGCUCAAAUCAUGCUUGACCCUCAUUCUCAGGAGUCAAGAGGAUUCGGAUUCGUAAUGUUGGAAACCGGUGAAGAUGCUCAAUUGGCCAUUGAAAAGCUUAGUGGUCAACCUCUCGAAGGUAAAACAGUCACUAUCGCUCAUGCUAAAAGAGGUCGUGCGAGAACACCUACACCCGGUCGAUACCACGGUGUGAAAGUUGACUCUGCCCCUCGAUCUUACGGUGGUGGAUACGAUCGACCAUACCAACCUCGAUCUUACGAUUCGAGAUACGCCGAUAGAGGACCUCCAAGAUACGACGACAGAGAGCGACGAUACGAUGACAGACGAUACGAUGAUAGACGAUACGACGACAGGAGAUAUGAGGAGAGAAGAUCUUACAGGGAUGAUCGAGACAGAAGAGAUGAUUACUAUUCUAGAGAUGCUCCAAGAGAUGCAGGUGAACGAGGAGGAUACAGAGAGGAAAGACCAAGGUACGACGAACGACCCCGAUACGAUGAACCGUAA